AUUAUGCUGCUCGAAGUAUUCCUUGUUCUGGGGACAGUCAUCAUCUACUUCUUAUUUUACAAGAAGAAAGAAGAGAAAUUGCCCUUUAAAGAGGGAUGGUGGGGCAAGGGACAAAAGCCUGAUGCUGAAGAAGAUACAACUAUUCGGCCAUUUAAGGUGGAAACUAAAGAAGAAGAGCUGAGUGAUUUAUUUAGGAGACUUGACCAGGCUCGAUUCACUGAGCCACUGGAGAAUGGUUGCUUCCAUUAUGGGGCUAACUCCAUAUAUCUCAGGAAGGUUGUCUCCUACUGGAAAAACCAGUUCAAUUGGAAGAAACAAGUUGAAGUCCUCAACAAGUACCCACAAUUCAAAACAAAGAUUCAAGGCAUUGAUAUCCAUUUUGUUCAUGUGAAGCCUCCUUGUUUGCCUGAAGGCCAGUCUGCAAAGCCAUUACUGAUGGUUCAUGGUUGGCCUGGCUCAUUUUAUGAGUUUUACAAAAUCAUCCCUCUCCUGACGGAUCCUGCGAGCCAUGGCCUCAGUGAUGAACACAUUUUUGAAAUCAUUUGCCCAUCUAUCCCUGGUUAUGGUUUCUCAGAAGCACCCCACAAAAAAGGUUUUGAUUCUGUAAGUGCUGCCUCUGUUUUUCACGAAUUGAUGCUGAGACUGGGAUUCAAUGAGUUCUAUGCCCAAGGUGGUGACUGGGGCUGGCUCAUCUGCACCAACCUGGCCCAGAUAGCUCCCAACCACAUGAAAGGACUCCAUUUGAAUCUAGCCUCAGUUACAAACAUGGGAUUCAUGCACCUGCUCUCCAUUCUGCUGGGCCAGUACUUCCCAGGGCUCUUCGGUUUCCAGGAAGAAGAUGUUAGGCGGAUGUUUCCCUUCUUGAAGAAAGGGCUCUACAGGAUCUUGCAGGAGUCUGGCUAUGCUCACAUACAGGCUACAAAGCCUGAUACUGCUGGCUGUGGUUUAAAUGACUCUCCUGUAGGACUGGCUGCAUACAUCCUGGAGAAGUUCUCUUCAUGGACUGAUCUGGAAUUCCAGAAUUUAGAGGAUGGAGGACUAGAGAGGAAGUUUAACCUGGAUGACCUGCUCACCAAUAUCAUGAUCUACUGGGUGUCAGGCUGUAUAGUCUCCUCAAUGCGUUUCUACAAAGAAAAUUUGCAGAAGGGGAUAGGCACACAGAAACAUGAAAAGCUCACAGUACAAGUACCUACUGGCAUUGCCUCCUUCCCUAAUGAAAUCAUGCACACACCCCAGGCUUGGGCCCGGAAGAAGUACACCAAUAUAGUUUCCUUCAAUUUCAUGCCUCAAGGUGGCCAUUUCGCAGCUUUGGAGGAACCUGAACUUCUUGCUAAAGAUAUUCUGCAAUUUGUUGGGAAAGUAGAGAAAGAGCAGCUUUGGAGAAAGAAAGGGGAAUAACUCCCCUAACAAAUAGCAGGGUAAUUACUUUUUGCUUAGCACAUGUACAGGGCUUACUAUGUCUACUGUAAUCCAUGUAAUUAGGUUUUAUUAUUGACUAGACAUGACCAAGGACGGCAAGAAA
Acanthisitta chloris (rifleman) is the source of this 1522-nucleotide messenger RNA. RefSeq names its product epoxide hydrolase 1, microsomal (xenobiotic) (gene EPHX1). Bases 4 to 1398 code for a protein of 464 amino acids. Gene Ontology annotation, biological process: epoxide metabolic process. The record is from RefSeq and is a predicted model, not a curated record. NCBI's taxonomy places the organism in Eukaryota, Metazoa, Chordata, Aves, Passeriformes, Acanthisittidae. The transcript has 8 exons. Gene Ontology annotation, molecular function: epoxide hydrolase activity.